Molecule: messenger RNA, 1731 nt
Organism: Hyalella azteca
Lineage: Eukaryota; Metazoa; Arthropoda; Malacostraca; Amphipoda; Hyalellidae
Gene: Spn
Product: neurabin-2
Biological process (GO): actin filament organization; calcium-mediated signaling; neuron projection development
Cellular component (GO): cytoplasm; dendrite; postsynaptic density
Molecular function (GO): actin filament binding
Source: RefSeq, a predicted model, not a curated record
GCGCAGUACAAUGUACUAGAGAAGAAGUACUACAAGGCUAAGAAAAUCAUCAAGGAGUACCAGGGCCGCGAGCAGGACUUCCUGAGGCGUGAGGCCCACCAUAUUGGCCUCCUGCAGGACAGAGAGGCCGCCCUGCAUGUCCUCACACUGCAGGUGCAGCGUCUAGAAGGUCAACUCGUUGCCCUGGGGGCAUCGCCCACCUUGUCGUCCACGGCGCCCUCGUCCACCGCCCCUUCAUCCACCGCCCCCUUGUCGUCCUCCGCCCCCUUGGCCACCACCCCGUCGUCGUCCAACUUACCUGUGUCGUCCACCCCUUCAUCCACCGCCCCCUCAUACACCGCCCCUUCGUCGUCCACCCCGUCAUCCAUCGCCCCUUCGUCAUCCACCGCCCCUGACAUGGCGCCCUCAGUUCCAUUGUCGUCCACCGCUGCCGUCGUGGACGACGUCUGUCUCUCCGACACAGAGAUCUUGGACGCUGUGGACGCCAGCGUGGACGGCAGCCUUAACGGCAGUCUAGACGGUGGUCUGGACGGCGGCCAGAUGGACGACGUCCAUCAGGUGGACAAGGAGGACGUGAUGGACGGGCUGGACGGAUGGACGGCGCCGCAUGCUCUGCUGGACGUGUCCGCGGGACGGGCCAAGGCGGACCUGGGGACGAGGGGCGGUCUGGCCAACCGCAGCCUGCCGUCCACCGUCCACCGCCCGCCCCAGGAUCGGGGUCUGGGGGACAGUGCUGGCAGUCCACCCAAGUCCCCCGUCAAACAACAGCAACAACAGCAGCAGCAACAACAACAACACCAACCACAGCUACAACAACAACAACAACAGCAACAGAGGCAACAGGCGCCUUUGAACGCCCCCCAACAGGAGCCCUCGCAACGCCCCCUGCAACAGCAACAGCUACGUCAGGGCGGCGCGGCCCAGUACCGGGCCGUGGACCAUAGGGUGGGGACCACUGCUGUAGGGGACUUAGGUGCUGUGGGGACUUGGGUGCUGUGGAGACUUGGGUGCUGUUUCGCCCGUCCAGACGCCGGGGACGACGAGGACGACGGUGGGCGGCGCGCGGGGGACGUGGGCGACAGGAGCAGCGGGUUCGCGUCCCUCGCCCAGGACGCCAGGGACGGCGAGGCGGACCGCCAGCGCAAGAUCCUCGUGGUCGAGGACGACGGGGACGCCAUCGUCCCCACGCGCGUCCAGGAGGUGGGCGAGAUGGACGGCGUUCACUACCUGGAGGACGGGCACUUCUGGGUGGAGGUUCCGGGGCUGGCGGAGGACGACGAGAUGGACGACGACGACGAGGUGGCGUCCAUGGCCGACGAUGGCGAGCCCGUGACCCGUCCAGCCGUCCACCCGCCCACCCGUAUCCGCUUCUCCACCCGCCCCAUCCAGCCGGCCAAGGCAAUUGAGAAAAANCCGUCCACGGGCGUCCACAAGGGGUCUGGAGGUCUGGGUCUGUCCAUCAUCGGCAUGGGUGUGGGGGCGGACGCGGGGAUGGAGAAACUCGGCAUCUUCGUGAAGACCAUCACGCCUGGGGGGGCUACAGACCAGGCGGGGGGCAUACAAGUCAACGACCAGAUCGUGGAGGUGGACGGGCAGUCGCUGGUGGGCGUGACGCAAGUCUUCGCGGCGUCAGUCCUCAAGAACACGCGCGGCGCCGUCCACUUCCUGGUGGGCCGCGAGCCAGACCCCAGCAACAGCGAGGUGGCCGCCCUCAUCCGCCAGUCCCUGCAG